Molecule: messenger RNA, 5509 nt
Organism: Rhinolophus ferrumequinum (greater horseshoe bat)
Lineage: Eukaryota; Metazoa; Chordata; Mammalia; Chiroptera; Rhinolophidae
Product: zinc finger protein 17-like
Exons: 7
Biological process (GO): regulation of transcription by RNA polymerase II
Molecular function (GO): RNA polymerase II cis-regulatory region sequence-specific DNA binding; DNA-binding transcription factor activity, RNA polymerase II-specific
Source: RefSeq, a predicted model, not a curated record
UCUUUGUAGGGGCGUUUGGGCUGUUCUUAGGGUUCUUCUCUGUUUCCUAGGGCGGCGGAGCUCUGGGGCGGGACCGAGGAGACAAAGAGCGAGGAGAGGUGUGUCCCCGCUGCCCUGAGGCGAUUGUGAGGCCGCACUGAGCCCGUCGGUGACGGCGGCGCCCUGUUCACCCCCGGUCGCCAGCUCUGGUCCCGCUCUUCCCACGGGUCGGUGGCGGGGUCCGUGCCGAUGAGCCCGACCCAGGGCCGUGUGGUCUUUGAGGACGUGGCCAUACAUUUCUCCCAGGAGGAAUGGGAACUCCUUGACGAAGCUCAGAGACGCCUGUACCACCGUGUGAUGACGGAGAAUGUCGCACUUCUAUCUGCCAUAGGCUGGUGUCAUGGAGCCCAGGAUGAGGAGGCCCCUUCUGAGCAAGGUGAUUCUGUGGGAGAGUCACAGGUCAGGACUCCAAAGCCAGACCUGUCCACCCACAGGGCCCAGCCUUGUGAGAUGUGUGGCCCACUCUUACAAGACGUUUUGCGCCUGGCUGAACCCAGAGGAACACACCCUCAGCGAGAGGUGGACAUAUGUGUAGCACAUCUCUCCCAGUACCAGAAGGAGCAGAAUAGAAAGAAACUGUCUGGAUGGGAUGAGGGGAGGACCUGCAGCGUUCACACUGCAGCGGGAACCCUCCCAUGCAUGGAGGGUGGGACGGACUUCCCGUCUAGCACAGACCUCCCCCAGCACCAGGCCUCACACAAUGGAGGGAAGCCACACAACACUGAGGGCAGAGAGACCCUUGAAAGUGGGCAAAAUGAAAAUGACUACAAGUGUGAUGAAUGUGGGAAAGCCUUUAGCCACAAACACAUGCUUGUUGAGCACCAGAAAAUCCACAGUGGAACAAGCCUCUGUGAUCAUCUUACAUGUAGGCGGUUCUUUACUCAGUGGUCUGGCCUCAUUGACCACCAGACAGUUCACUCUAGGCCAAUGCGUUAUGAGUGUAGCCAGUGUGGGAAAUGUAUUAAAGACAGCUCCACGCUCAUUAUUCAUCAGAGAGUUCACACUGGAGAAAAGCCAUAUAAAUGCAGCGAAUGUGGGAAGUUGUUUAGGUAUAGCUUCACACUCAAAAGACAUCAAAGAGUUCAUACUGGAGAAAGGCAAUAUGAGUGCAACGUGUGUGGGAAAUUUCUUGUGGACAUCUCUACACUUAUUAUUCACCAGAGAGUUCACACCAGGGGAAGGCGUUUUGAGUGCAGCAAAUGUGGAAAAUUCUUUAGGUACCACUUCACGCUUGAGAGACAUCAGAAAGCUCACACUGGAGAGAGGCCUUACGAGUGUAGUGAGUGUGGGAAACUCUUUAGGCACAACUCAAAUCACAUUAGACAUCGGAGAAACCACACUGGGGAGAGGCCUUAUGAGUGCAGCGUAUGUGGUAGACUCUUUAGCCAAAACUCCCACCUCAUUCGGCACCAAAAUAUUCACACCAGAGAAAAAACGUAUGAAUGUAGUCAAUGUGGGAAAUUCUUUAUGGAUGGUUCCACACUCAUUAUUCAUCAGAGAGUUCACACUGGAGAAAAGCCUUAUGAGUGCAGUGAAUGUGGGAAGUCCUUUAGAUACAACUCCAGCCUCAUUAAACAUCGGAGAAUUCAUACGGGGGAAAGGCCUUAUGAGUGCAUCAACUGUGGGAGAGGCUUUAGGCAGAACUCCCACCUCGUUCGACACCAAGAAGUUCACACUAAAGAGUAUUGCAAACUGGAAAAGUCUUCAAAGAAAAGUCUAGCUUCAGAUACCCCCUUCACGGCGUCCCUCCGCCUUGGUGCUGAGGACAGUUCCCUGAGGCCUGUGGCGCUGAGAACUACAUUACCCGGAAGGUACUGCGUCGGCGGCACUGGGCCAAUGAAGGCUCAGCAGAGGCGUUUCCGUGCGAGAAGACGGCGUCUGGGCGGGUUUUCCGCUGUCUUCCUCCGGUGUCAUUUUGCAAACUCGGAUCUGUCCAGCGAUCUGAACGUUCCGGGUGUGGUGGCUGCGCUGAAGGGUCAGAUUCAGAUAUGGGUUCCUGGGGCAAGAGGCUGCUUUUGGACACAAUUGUCCCCAUCAUCACAGAGCUCUGUGACCUUUGAGGACGUGGCCGUGUACUUCUCCCAGGAGGAGUGGAGACUUCUGGACGAGGCUCAGAGACUCCUGUACCACGAUGUGAUGCUGGAGGUCUUUGCACUUGUUGUGUCGUUGGGUGGUUGGCAUGAAGCAGAGGAUGAAGAGGCACCUGAGCAGAAUGUUUCUAAAGAAGUGUCACAGGGAAAUACUGCACAGGCCUAUCCCUGCUGGGAGGUGUGUGGCCUGGCCUUGGAAAGUGAUUUGCAUCUAGCUGCUGACCUGGGAGAAUUCCCGGGGCAGAAACUGUCUGGGGCAUGUGGGAAACGACACCAGCUCCGGAAGCAGCACAGAAGAGGGAAACUCUUUAGCGGGAACACAUACCAGGCCUCCUGUUUGAGGAGCCGCGUAGUCCACACAUCAGAGAAGCCUUCCAUGUGCUGGGAGGCUGGGAAGGCCUUCCCCGUUGCCCUGGGCAAGCCCCCAAAGGCCAGCACAUGUGUGGAAACCUUUCACAGUGGACAGAGGAACUACAAGUGCAGUGACUGUGGCAAGGCCUUCUGCCGCAAAUACAGACUGGCUCAGCACCAGCGGGUGCACACAGGAGAGAGACCAUACGAGUGCAGCGAGUGUGGGAAAGCCUUCAGCUACAAACACAUCCUUGUCCAGCACCAGCGCACCCACACAGGAGAGAAGCCGUACACAUGUGGCGAAUGUGGCAAGGCCUUCAGCAACAAACCCACACUUGUUCGACACCAGCGAAUUCACACUGGAGAGAGGCCUUAUCAGUGCAGCGUGUGUGGGAAAUUCUUUAGUCAAAGCUCCAGCCUUAGUGAACAUCAGAGAAUUCACAGUGGGUCACGGCCUUACAAAUGCAGUGACUGUGGGAAAUUCUUUACCUCUAACUCCAACCUCGUUAAACACCAGAGAGUCCACACGGGAACAAGGCCUUAUGAGUGCAGUGAAUGUGGGAAGUUUUUCAACCAAAGCCCCAGCCUCAUUAAACACCUGCGAAUUCACACUGGAGAGAGGCCUUACGAGUGCAGUGAGUGUGGGAAACUCUUUAGCCAAAGCUCUACCCUCAUUAAGCACCAUAGAGUCCACACAGGAGCCAGGCCUUAUAAAUGCAGUGACUGUGGGAGACUUUUUAGCCAAAGCUUUGGCCUCACUCAACACCAGAGAGUUCACACAGGCAAACGACCCUUCGAGUGCAGUGACUGUGGGGAAUUCUUUAGCCAGAGCAGCCAACUCACUCAGCACCGCAGAUGCAGGCCUCACGAGUGUAGCAAGUGUGGGGGAGUCCUGAAUCAGGGCUCUGCUGUGCUGGAACCCCAGAAGCUUCACAGCCCAGCUGGGCCUCAAGAAUGAAGCAAGUGUGGGAAAACUUGCAGCUGAAGGCCUCACCUCAGUCGACAUGAGAAAGUUCACAGUGGGAAAAGGCCUCACAAUGAGCUGUCCCUCUAAUACAUACAAGAGAACGUUUGUCAGGGUGUCAUCAGCUUGAAGUUGAAUGCUCUGUCUGGACAUCCAAGUGUGGACACAGCCUAUGAGUGCCAGUUUAGAGGAAGUUCUUAAGGAGCUGUUAUCCUUUCUAAGCUGCCCAGGCCCUUGCCACAUUUAUGUCCCUGACCCCACAUGGUGCAUCAGUCACCUCAGUGUGAUCAGGGUAGGUGACCUCUGCUGUCCCAUCCCCAGAGCCUCUGGGCAGUGUCCUGUCUCCCGUCUAACUGGGACAUGGGCCGAACAAGGUCUGACCAAGCAGAUGCUGGGGGCUUGCAGAGGUUCGUAUAUGUGAUGGAUUUUAUUAGCUUCCAAGUCACCCUGCCUCAGUUUGCUCUGGCCUGUGUCAUGACUAAGAAAAGUUAAGCCCUCUUUCAUCUUGGGGGUUUCUUUCACUCGUGUAGUUAGGUUGAGAGGGAAUUGAACUCUUCCAGGAUGAAGAGGUGAACAGCUUCUGUGGAUGCCCCAAAUUCUCUCUGCCUCAGUGGGCAGAGUAUCAGAGCAAGGAAUAUUUUUGCUCCGCUCUUUGCCUGGGACAGACUACAGGGCCCUGUGAGCUGUAGAUUAGGGUUUUUUCUUCAAUGUGUCUGAGCCCAGUGCAAAGUCAGGGACGUGCACCGCACAUGGGGAUCUGCUCCGUUUCCCCCACUUGGGGCCAGAACACAUCUUCAGUGUCAGCAUUGGGCACCCCUGGGGAAGCACAGGGGCUGACAGUUGGUUUGUUCCAGACUGGAUGAUAGAUGGCAGUCAGCCCAGGCUUUUCCACCCAGUGAAAUCAACAGGCAGGGAGCAAAAGCAGGGUGCUUACACCCUUCUCAAAUUAGGGUUCGACGAAAAAUGAUCAUCAGCUGGCCCCCACCCUCCACAAUCCUUGAUGUCAGGAUUUUUUUGUGGGCCCCUGAGAAGAGGACAAACGUGAGGGAUCACCCGUGUUUUGGAGCAGCAUACAUAAUUCCUUUUUACACCGGUGAUUGUCAUGCCCCAAUUUUGUAAAAUUUUUACCCUCGGCAUCAGGUAGGUGGGAACCAUACUUAGUGAAUUAACAGGGAGUGAGAGACAGGAGAAAAUGACAGGGAAUGUUCCAUUUCCAAAGUUGCACCCACAAAUGUUCCAUAGGAUGUUUAAGAGGUUUUUGCAGACAUUGUGAGGACUUAUGAAAAGCUCCAUAGCAUCUCCAGGCCAGCUGCACCUGCGUAGUGGGGGAAAUGAGAAUGAUAAUCCCACCCUGGAAGUCCCGGCAAAAGACAUCUUUUAUUCCUACUGGAGCAGAGCUCCAUGGUUGAGAGGCUACAUGGAGUUAACUGCCAAAUUCCUAUUUCCCCAAAAGGGGAUUCAGAUUUUGCUGUGAACCCAUUUAUUACAGCUUUUUAUUGGGUUAUAAGAAAACAAGAUAUUUAAAACGUAUAGUUUUGGUAAGUAUUAGCACGUGAAAACCAUGAAACAUCAAACCCUCAACCGUUCAUAUUUAUGUUGUGACCUCUGUCCCUGUAUUCCCAGGUUUGGAAUUGUGAAUGUGUUUGCUCAUAUUUGUCUGUUUCUUCAUGAUAUAGAUGUGAAUAACUAUUUAUUUAUUUUUAUUAAUGAAAUAUAUUGUACUGUUUACAUAUACUACCAUUUCAUGUAAUUCUUAAUGGAUGAAUGGGAUUGAGUGGUUUGUUUGCAGUUUCACAAAUAAGCUUAUUAAACUCACCAUGAACGUGUAUUCCUUACAGUAUUUCUUUCACACGUGGCAGUGCAAUCCUGAGUCACAGGGAGAUGAAAUGUUUAUGUGCUAAACUUUCUAAAAUUGCUGUAGUCUUUUGAAUUCCUGCCACUACACACUUUUUUUAAAAAUUUAUUUAUUUAUUUUUAAUUUAUCGGGGUGACAAUUGUUAGUAAAAUUACAUAGAUUUCAGGUGUACAAUUCUGUAUCACAUCAUCUAUAAAUUACAUUGUGUGU